UUCUCUCUUCUUCAUCCAACUCCGACAAGUCGCACAAUUCUUCUAGCUUACAAUAACUUGUCUAGCUACUAGUUCCUUUCAAACUCACCAUGGCAAUCACCACAUUCACCGACCAACACUCUUCACCAAUCCCUCCUUCCAGGAUCUUUAAGGCGUCCAUCCUCGAUUCACACAACUUGAUCCCCAAACUCAUGCCACAGGCCAUCAAGAGCAUCGACAUCCUUCAAGGCGAUGGAGGUGCCGGAACCAUCAAGCAGAUCAAUUUUGCCGAAGGUAGCCCUUUCAAGUACGUGAAGUAUCGUAUCGAUGAGCUGAAUGAAAAGACAUUGACAUACGGUUACACAUUAGUCGAGGGCGAUUCUUUGGAGGACAAGCUUGAGAAAAUAACUUAUAGCGUUCAAUUCGAGCAGUCGGCUGAUGGAGGUUCCAUUUGUCAGGUGACGAGCAAGUACUACACAGUCGGAGAGUUUACGCUGAAAGAAGAGGAAGUGAAGGCAGGCAAGGAAAGAGUCUUGGCAAUGUACAAGGCUGUCGAAGCUUUCCUCGCUCAAAAUCCAGAUGCCUAUGCUUAAUUUCUCUUAAGUGCCUGCUGUUUUGAUUUACAAAUGUUCUUGUUGUUGUCUCACUUGUGUUUGGCAAGUAGUUUGCACCCUUUGUUUUGAAAGUCAAUAAUAAUGACAUCUGUUGUGUGAUAAA
Molecule: messenger RNA, 696 nt
Organism: Sesamum indicum (sesame)
Lineage: Eukaryota; Viridiplantae; Streptophyta; Magnoliopsida; Lamiales; Pedaliaceae
Product: major allergen Pru ar 1
Biological process (GO): defense response; abscisic acid-activated signaling pathway
Cellular component (GO): nucleus; cytoplasm
Molecular function (GO): signaling receptor activity; abscisic acid binding; protein phosphatase inhibitor activity
Source: RefSeq, a predicted model, not a curated record